Molecule: messenger RNA, 1233 nt
Organism: Aspergillus calidoustus
Lineage: Eukaryota; Fungi; Ascomycota; Eurotiomycetes; Eurotiales; Aspergillaceae
Source: the annotation of a GenBank genome assembly
AUGGCUUUCGGCAAGCUUUACGGUCUUCCUGACAACCCUCGCACCAUCUCCAUCCUCGUUGCUGCUAAGCACAACGAUUUGGAGCUUGAGCUCGUCGAGACCCAGGCCAACUCUUCUUCCGAGUUCAACACAUCUGCUGCUUACCGGAAGAUCCAGCCUCUGGGCAAGAUCCCCGCUUUCGAGGGUGCCAAUGGCUUCACUCUCUCCGAGGCCAUCGCCAUCGCUGUCUACGUGACCUCCCAGAACGAGAAGACUACCCUUCUUGGCAAGACCAAGCAGGAUUAUGCUUCCAUCCUCCGCUGGCUGUCCUUUGCCAACGCUGAGCUUCUCCCCAGCUUUGGCGCUUGGUACCGCCCCCUCAAGGGUAUCGAUCCCUACAACAAGAAGAACGUCGAAGAUGCCUCCAAGGCUGCCCUGAAGAAGCUCGGCGUCCUCAACACUCACCUCACCGCCAACACCUACCUCGUCGGCGAGCGCAUCACCCUCGCUGAUAUCUUCACCGCCGCCCUCCUUACGCGUGCUUUCGCCACCGUCAUUGACAAGAAGGUCCGCUCUGACUACCCCGCCGUUACCCGGUGGUUCCAGACCAUUGUCGCUCAGCCUGCUUUCAAGGCUGUUGUUGAGGACCCCGUCCUCAUCGAAGAGGCCAUCAAGUACACCCCCCCUAAGAAGGAGGAGAAGCCCAAGAAGGAGGCUGCUCCUGCCGCUGCCGCCCCCGCUGAGGAGGAGAAGCCCGAGAAGAAGCCAAAGCACCCUCUUGAGGCUCUCGGUCGCCCCACUCUCGUUCUCGACGAGUGGAAGCGCCAGUACUCCAACGAGGACACCCGCUCCGUUGCCAUGCCCUGGUUCUGGCAGAACUUCAACGCCGAAGAGUACUCUCUCUACAAGGUCGACUACAAGUACAAUGAUGAGCUCAAGCUCACCUUCAUGGCCAACAACCUGAUUGGUGGCUUCCACGCCCGUCUUGAGGCUUCCCGCAAGUACCUCUUCGGUUGCCAGGGUGUCUACGGUGUCAACAACGCCUGUGUCAUCAAGGGUGUCUUCAUGGUCCGUGGCCAGGACGCUCUCCCCGCUUUCGAUGUCGCCCCUGACUACGAGAGCUACGACUUCAUCAAGCUCGACCCCUCCAGUGAGGCUGACCGCAAGUACGUUGAGGACAUUUGGGCUUGGGACGUCCCUGUCGUCGUUGACGGCAAGGAGCUCCAGAACGCUGACGGGCACGUCUUCAAAUAA